Messenger RNA from Chenopodium quinoa (quinoa), 553 nucleotides. RefSeq names its product armadillo repeat-containing protein 7-like. The record is from RefSeq and is a predicted model, not a curated record. Bases 1 to 516 code for a protein of 171 amino acids. The transcript has a single exon. Lineage: Eukaryota; Viridiplantae; Streptophyta; Magnoliopsida; Caryophyllales; Amaranthaceae. Gene Ontology annotation, molecular function: protein binding.
AUGUUCACCAACGACAAACGGCAAGCAGAGAGAACAGGCAAAUACGACACACCAAGACCGCAACACCUUCAACAACUCAUCACCCAAUUCCAAAACUCCACUAUUUCCAACGAAUCCAAAGAAAAAAUCGUCGCUAAUCUCGCUAACUUCUCCUACGAUCCUUACAACUACGCCAUUCUUCGUGACCUCAACGUUUUAGAGCUUUUCAUCGACUGCUUAACUGAGCCUAAUGAAUGUCUCAUUGAGUUCUGUGUCGGCGGAAUCUGCAACGCCGUCGCUGACCCACAAAAUGCUAAGAUUGUUUGUGAUUGCGGCAGCGUUGCAGCGUUGAUUGACUGUCUUUCGAGUCCGGUGAGGAAUACGGUCAAGUAUGCGAUUGCGGGGUUGUAUUAUUUACUUGAUUUGGUUGAUUUGAAAGAGAAGGAAAAUGUGGUGGCUUUGAUUAGUAAGUAUUCUCAGGUUGAUGGGUUUGCUAAUCUUGCUCAGGCUUUGUUGGACAAGAUUUCGGAAACAUGAAUUUCAUGUUGAGGUAAAUUUUUAUCCUUCCUUUUCU